This is a messenger RNA of Fulvia fulva, 468 nucleotides long. RefSeq lists its product as uncharacterized. Lineage: Eukaryota; Fungi; Ascomycota; Dothideomycetes; Mycosphaerellales; Mycosphaerellaceae. The transcript is spliced from 3 exons. Bases 1 to 468 code for a protein of 155 amino acids. The record is from RefSeq and is a predicted model, not a curated record.
AUGUCCGAGGGUCCAUCCCUUCCCCACGUCAAACGUCACCUCAUCGAACAUGAUAUCAACGCUGUUGCCGAGCAGAUCAACAAGCAGCCAGAGCAGCAGUUCGUUGAUCACAAGCGUGUCCAUACAGGCACGCAUGUCCGUACACACGGCAUAUUCAAGGCCACAUUCACAGUAUUGGAUAAUCUACCACCACAUCUUCAAAACAUCGAGUUCACCAGCACCCCAGCCAUUGAGCUGGCAGACGCUAGGACGGCCCAACCGCACGGAUUCGGACCUUCAAAAGGCACGCUUCAAGGUUGUGAACCAUCACCUCGAAUCCACACCCAAUACUCUCAGACCGCAUAUCGCUUCAGCGACUACGUCUUCAUAUACUGCGUCGUACCUAACACAGAGACUCAGAAGAAGCUAUACGACGAAUACCUCAAGCCCGACCAACACGAGUCCAACAUCCCCCAUGAAUGGCCGUGA